CAGCUGACGCGUGAAGAGAGUCCGGCACAUCCAUUGUCGAGACACACGCACACAACCACACAUAUCAUAUCAACGCAUCAACACCAUAUAUCAACAGCCGACCAGAUGACAUUACAGAGAUAAUGCACCUCUCCCUCCAUCCCUCCCUCUCGACUGCUGCCAACAGCACAUGACAACACUCAGCAGCUCGAAGUGUCCCCCACCCACACACCACACACACCGCCCCCUCCCUCCCUCCUCCCUCCUUCUCUCAGUUGAUGCCGAGUGUCACCCACUUGCCCCGCUCGUCGAUGCCGCCCAGCUGCUGCCACCCACAAAACUGACAGUCGGCAUUGCCCAAAGGCUCGCUAAAGCCCUUGUCGAUGGCCCCCUCCCCUAUGCCGUGUCGGGCCGCCUCGUCCAGCCGGGCCCUAUGCACCACCUCACGCACACCCACACGGCCACGUGUGUGCAGCACCUGUGUGGGCGGCUGUCGGCUCUGAUGGCGAAGCAUUGCAGCGGCACCCGCACCGUCACGCCGCCCACAUUGGCCGUCCCGCCCACCACCUCCCUGUUGCUGCUGGCAUACAACGCCGACUUGACGAAGUGCUCGAUAGCCGCACACACGGCGGGCCAUGUCACUGUCGCGGAUGCCGAUGUGGGCACUGAUGGCCUCGUUGGCGGCGUCUUGGUCGAAGCACAUGGCGGCGAUCUUCCAGCCGAUGGCCUCUGACUCGUGUGGGCCGUAUCCAGCGGGGGCGGGGGACAGAUUGGCCGCAGGGGCGUGAGGGGGCUCCAGCAGGUGGGGCAGGAGAGUGGGGAGAGACUUCAUAAGGAAAGCAGCCAGCGACCGCUGAGGGGCGAGGGCGGCAUUGACGGCCGCCAUCGCCUCCGUGCGGAUGUCGUUGAGCACUCUCAUGCACCGGGGCAGCACCAGCUCGCGCCAACGGCGGUGCCAUGCCGUGUCUGUGGGCAUCUGGCCGACGUCGGCUCCGCUUCGCAGCAAGGUGCGGAUGAUGGCCUCGCGAAUGGGAAUCUCACUGGUGGCAUGGUCCCUGACGUCUUGCUGAUUGUUGACGUCUUGCGAGAACUCAAUCGAUGCAUAGAGGUUGCAGGCGGCCAGAUGCAGCGGUGUCCGGUUGGGGUCGCCCGUCGUCUUCCCUCUGUCGAUGUCCGCUGCUGCCACAUGGCGGCAGAGGUAGUCGGUCACACAGGGAGAGCCGGCACCUGCCGCCAGGUACAGAGGCGUCGAUUCAGACCCACUCACUGCCGUCAGACUCGCCCCGUUGUCCACCAGCAGGUCCAGUGCGUCCCUCCCUCCCUGCGGGCUGCACUGUGGAUCAGAUUGCCGUUCAAGUCUUCUUCGGUUGCAAGUGUGGCGUCUUGCUGGAUGAGCCGGCGAACUAUCGACAGCAGCCGCUCCUCAUAGACGGGGGACACCUGGAUUCGGUCAAGGAUGGGCCGGGGCAGAUCCAUGACGAAGGAAAGGCCGGGAAAGGACGGCGCACCGCAGCGCCGCGCGCGAACAAGACCCUCAUUGCGCUCUCAUUGCCCCCACGGAUUGCUAUCCUGAUGGGUUCGCUGUCCCCCCAGGUCGGCUCGUUGAUGCGGGCGCCUCCGUCGAUGAGGACAUUCAAGAUGGCCGCCUCGGCCUCAGGCGACGACCAAUGAGGCAACGUGAGUACGCAGCGUCGACACGUGCGUCGACCAUGGAUGAUGCCGAAGUCCACUGUCGGCAUAGCGCUGCCAUUCCAAUUGUCGAUAGCAAGCGAGAACAGCAGAUACCGCCCUGUACGAACGGGAUGCCGAGACCCGCAGUCGCACGCCUCGCCAGGACCCAGCAUCCGCAGCCGGACUUGAUGGUUGGGGUCGGCACCAUUGUGGAUGAGGUCCGUGACCUGCUGCUGGUGGGUGAAGGUCCGACGAAUAAUGCCCUCACUCAGCUGUCGGGUCUGACGACAAAGGGUGCAAUGGAUGCGGUCAUGCGUUUCUCUCUCUCUCUCUCUCUCUGUGUGUGUGUGUGUGUGCACCUACCGCAUUGCUGGUGCCAUCCCUGUGCCUGAUGUCGAUGUCCUCGAGCCGCAGACAGCCAUCCCCACUGGCCGCCAUCACUCACGCGACCUGCUUACACAUCACCCGCAAAGAGGCAGAUCACACACGGGAUGCUUCCUCUCUUUGUGAACCCAUUCGCACCUUGUCAGUGAGUGUGUGAUUCGCCGUCAGUGAAGACAACACGCACCGGCCACGGGGAAGAUGUCGUGCGAAGCAGACAGAACACCACACAGUGUCGUGCCUGCCCUCCUUCCUCUCUAAGGUGCGCUCGCCUUGCUCCCUCUCUGCCUCCCCUUCUCGCACCUCUUUCUGCGAGCGGAACAGAGCUAGCGUAGCCAACAGAUGAUUGGCACCUUCCGCUCUUG
This is a messenger RNA of Vitrella brassicaformis, 2396 nucleotides long. The record is from the annotation of a GenBank genome assembly. NCBI's taxonomy places the organism in Eukaryota, Vitrellaceae.